This is a messenger RNA of Manacus vitellinus (golden-collared manakin), 1483 nucleotides long. It is a transcript of the gene HDAC8, whose product is annotated as histone deacetylase 8. Gene Ontology annotation, molecular function: histone deacetylase activity. NCBI's taxonomy places the organism in Eukaryota, Metazoa, Chordata, Aves, Passeriformes, Pipridae. The coding region runs from base 49 to 1065 and encodes 338 amino acids. The transcript is spliced from 10 exons. The record is from RefSeq and is a predicted model, not a curated record.
CCCUUGUGUCUCCUGCUCUCACAGAUGUACUCUUCUCUUUAGGCCAGCAUGGUGCAUUCGUUGAUUGAGGCGUAUUGCCUGCUCGACCAGAUGAAGAUAGUCAAGCCAAAAGUGGCCUCCAUGGAGGAGAUGGCAAGUUUCCACACAGAUGCUUACCUGCAGCACCUGCAGAAGGUCAGUGAGGAGGGGGAUGAUGACCAUCCGGAGUCUGUGGAGUAUGGACUGGGUUAUGACUGUCCAGCCACUGAAGGGAUCUUUGAGUAUGCGGCGGCCGUGGGAGGAGCCACCAUCACUGCAGCCCAGUGCCUGCUGGACGGCAAGUGCAAGGUAGCAAUUAACUGGCCUGGAGGGUGGCAUCAUGCAAAGAAGGAUGAAGCUUCUGGCUUCUGUUACCUGAACGAUGCCGUCCUGGGGAUCCUGCGGCUGCGCCAGAAAUUUGACCGUGUGCUUUAUAUCGAUUUGGAUUUGCAUCAUGGGGAUGGAGUUGAAGAUGCCUUUAGUUUCACCUCGAAAGUCAUGACUGUUUCUCUGCACAAGUUUUCACCAGGAUUUUUUCCAGGCACUGGUGAUGUGACAGAUGUUGGCCUGGGGAAAGGUCGCUAUUACAGCGUGAAUGUGCCCAUUCAAGAUGGCAUUCAAGAUGAGAAAUAUUACCAGAUCUGUGAAACCGUGCUGAAGGAGGUGUACGCCGCCUUCAACCCCGACGCGGUCGUGCUGCAGCUGGGGGCCGACACCAUCGCUGGGGACCCCAUGUGCUCCUUCAACAUGACGCCCGAGGGAGUGGGCAAGUGCCUCAAGUAUGUCCUGCAGUGGCAGCUAGCAACUCUCGUGCUGGGGGGAGGAGGUUACAACCUUGCCAACACAGCUCGCUGCUGGACAUACUUGACUGGGGUGAUCCUUGGGAGAACACUGUCCUCGGAGAUCCCCGAUCACGAGUUCUUCACAGAGUAUGGUCCUGAUUACGUGCUGGAGAUCACCCCAAGCUGCAGACCAGACCGCAACGAGCCACAGAGAAUUCAAGAAAUUCUGAACUCUAUCAAAGGGAAUCUGAAGCAUGUUGUUUAGCAGAGGAGGAAGGCUCAGUUUCUGCAAGAGCAUUUGCCAUGGGGAAGACAGCGUAUUUACCUGAGCAACUGGUGAAAUUUGUGGCUGCAGGGAAAAUUUGGAAGAAAUUACUGUUGGUUGGUUAAUUUUUUUUCUCUUUUAAGAAGAAAAGCUGCUGCACAUCACGAGCACUGUGGCUCUCCCCAGGCAGGAGUGUGGGCCCUCCAGCCACAGCCUUCCAGUGCUGGCAGAGCCUCCCUUGCUCCUUCCCCUUUCCUUUUUUAACACCACAGAGUUUGUUCUCACAACUGAUUUUAAAUGUUUUUUAAGAGAGAGGCUGCUCAGAGCUUCAAGCCCUCCCCAGGUGGAGCCCAGAGCCACGUUACCUUCCUGGCAGGGGCACAGCCUUGGAGCUGCCCACCUGGGAAGCAGAGCCAAG